Messenger RNA from Microtus oregoni (creeping vole), 7733 nucleotides. RefSeq names its product zinc finger protein 764 (gene Znf764). Gene Ontology annotation, biological process: regulation of transcription by RNA polymerase II. Lineage: Eukaryota; Metazoa; Chordata; Mammalia; Rodentia; Cricetidae. Gene Ontology annotation, molecular function: DNA-binding transcription factor activity; RNA polymerase II cis-regulatory region sequence-specific DNA binding. The transcript has 3 exons. The record is from RefSeq and is a predicted model, not a curated record. Bases 440 to 1642 code for a protein of 400 amino acids.
CCCAUUCACAGGCCGUUUCCACAUAGCCGACCUUGAGAGAGCUGCGGGUCCGGGGAAGUCAGCACCACGCCCCGUUGCAUCUCGACAGGGAAGUCCCCGCCCACAUGGGGCCUGUCGCCUAGGACUUGUUCUCAGACUGGCACUGGUAGACUCUGUGGCCAUUUUGGAUGAGGGCUAGAAGACAAUGACCUAGAAAGACCGGUGACGUAACCCUGGGCACAACCGCUAGGGAGCCUAGCUCGUGAGACCCCACUGCCACCAUUUUUAUGCAGGCAACCUCAAGUCCUGAUUAUGUACCUGCUACUUUCAGUUUUCAAAUUUUACCUACAUUAGGGUGCGCACGGAACCGGUUUCUGUCCCUUCUCGGCCCUGGUAUCCGAGCGCGGACACCUGGGGCUGGCUCUGGACUGGCCCGGGCCCGAGCCGGGGGAGGGUCCCCAUGGCACAGCCACUUGCCCCGGGAAGGUCCUCGGCUCGGGCCGCGUUCGGGAAGCCCGGGGCGGUGAGCUUCGCGGACGUGGCCGUGUACUUCUCCCCCGAGGAGUGGGGGUGUCUGCGGCCGGCUCAGAGAGCCCUGUACCGGGAGGUGAUGCGCGAGACCUACGGUCUCCUGCGCGCGCUCGGAGGCGGAGGCACCAAGCCAGCGCUCAUCUCCUGGGUGGAGGAAGAGGCCGAACUGUGGGGACCCGGUGCCCAGGAUCCAGAGGUGGCCAUGUGUCCGACAGAAGCUGACUCAGAUUGCAGACAGGAGGAAAGGAAGAGACCAAGGGAAGAGACUGAAGCAACCCAGAAGACGUUUUCUACACAAGCUGGGCCAAAGGAGCCUCAUCCCUCCUUUGUUGGACCCCCUCGCAACUUGGAGCUGUUGCCCAAGGACCCUCACCCCCCUCCUGGUGUCCACGGCACUGUCCCAAGAGCAGAUCAGCGUCAUGGCUGCCGUGUGUGUGGGAAGAGUUUUGCCUGGCGGUCCACAUUGGUGGAGCACCUGUACACCCACACUGGUGAAAAGCCGUUCCGUUGCCCUGAUUGCAGCAAGCCCUUCGGUCGAGCUUCCUCCCUGAGCAAGCACCGGGCCAUACACCGAGGGGAACGGCCACAUCGCUGUCCCGAAUGUGGCCGGGCCUUCACUCAGCGCUCUGCCCUCACCACCCAUCUGCGUGUCCACACUGGGGAGAAGCCCUACCGCUGUGCUGAUUGUGGGCGCUGCUUUAGCCAGAGCUCUGCGCUCUAUCAGCACCAGCGGGUACACAGCGGCAUGACCCCCUUUCCUUGCACAGACUGUGGCAGAGCCUUUGCCCAUGCCUCAGAUCUUCGGCGCCAUGUGCGUACCCACACGGGUGAAAAGCCUUACUCAUGCCCUGACUGUGGACGCUGCUUCCGCCAGAGCUCUGAAAUGGCAGCCCACAGGCGGACCCACAGUGGCGAGCGUCCCUACCCGUGCCCUCAGUGUGGCAGGUGCUUCGGCCAGAAGUCCGCAGUGGCGAAGCAUCAGUGGGUCCAUCGGCCAGGAGCUAGGGGCCAUAGGGACCGAGAGGCCAGUCAGUUAUCUAUAUCCCCAGCCACAGGCCAAGGGGAGCUGGAUCCGCCUGUGGACUUCAGGCACUACCCAGAGAUAUUCCAGGAGUGCGGGGAAUGGUCUUAAGAGCUCCAUCAUAGAAGGUGAAAUACACACACUGUCGGAAGCUCAGAGGCUUGAAUCUCUGGCAUCCUCCCGAAGUCACAGAAGUUCUAGCAAGGGCUGGUCCUGGGGACAGAGUACAGUCUUGUGGGUGAUUACCAGAAGCGUUUGCACACACACACUGAUCCCACUGCCCUGGGCUCUGAGUCUACUGGGCCAGAGUGGGAAACCCACUAGAACUCCAUGUGAGAGGAAAGGGCAGUUUUCAGAAGUAUUGACAGGCUUGAGGUUGAAGAGAACCUUGUUUAGGCCACUGCCUCUUUAAUGCGGAGGCUAAAGUUGAUGGCUCUGUGUGAACCAAGCCAGCUGCAUUUUCAGGGGCUAUUAACUUUGGUCAAGAGCUGCGUGUGAUGGUGCAUGCCUAUGACCCGAGCACUUCAGAGUAGAGACAGGAAGGUCAGGAACUUGAGACCAGCUUGGGUUACCCGAGACUCCAUCUAAGGUAAAUAAAUAACAAGUGGAAUUAAUUGAGGUUUAAAUUCAAAGUAUUUCACACACUAAAGAAGGUCCAAGUCUUUAGCUUCUUUUGGAAAAACAACAACAACUCCAAAAGAUUCAGUCAAGCAAACAAGGCAGAAGUUCUGGGUUCUGUACCCAGCACUGCAAGUAUUGGGUGUGUUGUCACAUGCCUAUAAUUCUGCCACUUGGUGUUUGGAGGCAGGAGGUUCAGAAGUUCAAGGCUGCCCUCAGUUACACACACACACACACACACACACACACACGUGUGAGGGGAGGCCCAGCAGGUAAGGGUUGCAACUCCCAUGACUAGAUUUCAGUGGUGGAGGGAGAGAGACAGUUCUUGAAAGGUGGUGGUAUUUAGCUUUUUCUGAACCAAAGAGUUUGUGUAUAAAUGGAUGGCAGAAGGGAAAUAGACACAAAGCUUGCAAGCUUUAUUUCAGUUCUUCCCUUGGAUUCUCUCCUGUGGCUCUCAAAGUACUUUCUUGCCUGUUGUCUUGUUUACCUCCCCUAACUGCCUGGGGAAGGAAGCAGUUGGAAGAGGAAACCUCCUCAGGAAGAGGCGCUAGGGGCCAGUUAUCUGACCCUACACCAACUGGGCACUUUGCCGUGUUCACGCUGCCCUCACCACCAAUCUGAUGCCCACCCAGGAGAGGCCAGCAGCUUCUGAAUCUGGAGAGAAAGGACCUGAAAGCUUUGUCCAGUCUGGGAACACCCUGGGCUAGGCCUUUGUAGCCACUCUUAGACACAGGUAGGGGUCUCCUCACCUGUUUGAGCUGGAGGAGGUUUUAGCUCUUCUGCCCCUUUAGGUCAAAGACAGAUUACAGCAGGCAGAGCAACAUGCGUAGGGUUUACAGUCUACUGAUGUCUUUUUAAAAUGUGUAUGUCCGUGCACGUAUGCACAUGUGUGUGCAGAUACCUGUAGAGGCCAGAAGAGGGCAUUGAGUCCCAUGCAACUGGAGCUACAGGCAACUGUGAGCUGCCUGAUAUGGGUGCUGGGAACUGAACUCUGGUUCUCUGGAAGAGCAGCAAGCGGUGUUAUCCUGUGAGUGGCCUCCUCAGUACACCUUUUAAGAGACAUCUCGGUAUCUGUUGCCCUGAAAACCCAAGCUCAAAAGAUUCUUCUCUCCUAGCUUCCUGGCAGCUGAGACUAAGUGGAAUGUUAGCUUCACCCCUGCAGUCUCAUCUUAGCAAUGAUGAGUUCCUGCCAGGAGGACCUGUGAGCCAAGUCCUGGGGGUCUGUGGCCAGAGGGUCACAAAUUCAACACUAUCUGGGCUUCGGUCCCAAAACAUGUCUGUACAUACUACUCAUCCAGAGGAACUGAGUUCAAUUCCAGCAACAUUCCUGGUGGCUCAUAUUUGCCUGUAACCCUCGCUCUGGGCCAGAGCCUCUGCAGGUACUUGUACUCACGUGCACAUACUUACAUGUAAUUAAAAAUAAUAAUAGCUAAAACAACAGAAAAAGGGGAGGGCUUGGGAAGAUAGUUGCCGGUAAAGUACUUUCUAGAUCUGGAGAAAUCAAAUUCACCCCCAGCAGCCCUAUAUAUCAAAGCUGGGCAGCAGAUGGAGUGUCCCUGGAGCUCAGCACCAAGCCCGGCCAGCCUAACUGGUGAGCUCCAGAACAACGGGAGACACUGUCUCAGAGAAGGCAUUUCCUGAGCAUGGUGCCUGAGGUCACAUACGUGCACACACCCACACACGGGGCACUCACAUACCCUCAGAUAUGCCUUCACACUCUAUCAUUACUAUUGUAUAUUCAUACAUGUGGAUGUCAGGACAGUUUCCCGGCUGCCCAGACCCGAAUAAUCACACAGAUACUAUGUUGAUUACAACACUGUUUGGCCAAUAGUUCAUGCGUAUUCCUAGCUAGCUCUUACAUCUUAAAUUAACCCAUUUCUAUCAAUUUGUGUAUCGCCACGAGGCUGUGGUCUACCGGUGAGGUUCCUAAGGUUCCCACAUGUCCUUCUCCUUCGGCAGCUAUGUGGCGUCUCCCUGACUCCAUCUACUCUCUCGCUAUUUCCUGCCUGGCUUUACUCUGCUCACGAUUGGUCAAAACAGCUUUAUUCAUUAAUUAAUAAGAGCAACAGUUAUACAGAAGGACUUCCCACAUCAGACAGUUUUGGAGAGUUGUAGAUGCUGUAUCAAGUUCAUGCCAUCAGGGGUGCAGAGCGAGCUCAUAUUUACCGGCAGAGUCAUCUAGACAACCUAAACUUACAAUUUAAAAAACUUAUAUUUUGGCACCUGAGAAUGUUAUUUUAUAAAACAUUUUUUAAUCAUUGCAAACCACACAUAGUCACUAUCAUUUGUAUUAUACACUUUCCAAGAUUGAAGCCUGGAGUUAUGAUGCAAGUCCUAUUGGUUAUUUUGUGUGCAUGUGUUGAGGAUUGUACCCAGGGCCCUAUGGACUCUGCAUUGUAUGACCGAGUGUCCUCAGCCUGGAUUUGUAGCUCUUUAAUGUGAAGCCACUCACUUCAAGGGCUGGCGAGAUGAGUUCCUUGCAGAGGACCUGGGUUCGAUUCCCAGCACCCACAUGGUGGCUCACUACCAUCCACAACUCCAGUUUCAGUGCUCGCAUCUGACCUCUGAGAGCACAAGGCACACUCCUGGUACACAGACUGACCUACAAGCAAAAUAAUAAAUAUAUAAAAAUAAAUUGUUCAUUUAAUCAGGAUGUGAUGGAGUCUGGCUUCAGCACUGGGAAGGCUGAGGCAGGAGGAUUUGAAUUCAAGGCCAAUCUGCACUACAGAAUGAGACCUGUCGCAAGGAAGUCAGUCAUUUGGAGCCAGAGUUGUGGCUCUGUGUUAAACCCUUCUCAGCGUGUGGGUGGCCCUGGCAUAACAAAAAGGAAAAAUCUGCUGGGUGUGGUGGCACCCGCCUUUAGUCCCAGCACCCAGAGGCAAAGGCAGGCGGAUAUCUGUGAGUUAGAGGCCAAAGGCUGUAUUAUCUUUCUCUAGCCAGUACUGGAUUCUCUUCUUGAUUUUAUUAUCUUGUUUGCCCGCAUUCUUGCCCAUUCCAUAUUGCAUAAUGGAGAGAUGAAGGAAUGAUAAUGGAUAUUAUGAGGAUGCUUGUAGGGCUCCUGCGGAGUCCCCACGGCAAACGCUAUUGCGUCAAGAUCUGAGCCAACGCUCUGCCGUGAGUUCCCAGAGCGUAUUCUAUCUGCUCGUUACUCACUUAGCCAUGAGCUCAGUUAUGCUAUCGGAUCAACCUCCAUGGGAUUGCAACUAAUUUUCAUCUUACUGAUUAAUGACCCUAAAGCCCAGGGUAACGAUGUUGGCAACUCAUAUGCCAGACAGAAGCCGUAGAGUGCUUGCUUUAAACAAGGAGAUGAAGCUGUUGACUUAACAUAGAAAGAAAACAUGUAAGAUUAAGGUCAAUGACAACCACCCUCUAUGUCGCUAUGGCAACACACACCUCUCAGCUCAGCACUUAGGAGGUCCCAGGCAGGAGGGUCAAGAAUUUGAGGUCAGGGGCUAGAGAGAUGGCUCAGAAGUCAAGAACACCUGUUCUUGCACAAGACCCAGACUCAAUUCCCAUCACCCAUAAUAUGGUUCAUAACCAUCUGCAACUCUUGUUCCAGGGGAUCUAAUGCCUUCUUUUGACCUCCUUGGGCACCACACAUGCACUUGGUACAAUACAUGCAAACAAAACCACUUACACAUAAAAUAAAUGACUAAAUCUAAUUCAAAGCAAAAUAAAAAUACAGCUAGCUUCAGUUACAGAGAGAGUUAGAGGCUUGGGCUAAAUAAGACUUUAUCUAAAAAAGGGGGCAGGGACCAGGAAGAUAGUUUAGUGGUAAGACUGCUUCUCGAAUAAGCAUGAGGAUCUGAGUUCGAAUCCUAGACCUUCCUACUUACGAUCUUUCCUGCAGGAUGGAAUGUCUCAAUACUGGGGGAAACUUCUACACAGCAUGUGGCUAACAAUCUUUUUUUUUUUCAGUUUCUUAAAACAGGGCUGUUCUGUGUAACUGCCAUGGCUGUACUGGAACUCACUUUGUAGACCAGGCUGGCCUCAAAUUCACGGAGAUCCUCCUGCCUCUGUCACCUGAGUGCUGGGACCUGUCUCAAAUAAGGAAAGGAAGGGGAAGAGAUCUAAGAAAGGAAAUAAAUAAAACUCACAACCACAGCAGCCCAGCCUCUGGGAUGCUGCCAAUGCUGGGCACAAAAACAAUGAGUGUAACACAACACCGCCUGGACAGAAGAAAGAGGAAAAACCUCAUCUUAACUGAGGUUGGAAACUUCUUAAGCUUUUUGAUGACUUAGUUAUUUUUAUGUUAUGUGCAUUUGUGUUUUGCCUGUAUGUGUGUCUGUGUGAAGGUGUCAGAGCCCCUGAAACUGGAAUUACAGUUGUGGACUGCCUUGUGGGUGUUGGGAAUUGGGCAUGGGUCCAUCUGGAAGAGCAGUCAGUGCUCUUAACCACAAGGCUAUCUCUCCAGUCCCUCUUUUAAAGGUUUUGGUAGUGAAACAGAUGUUAGGUCCGGCACAGGCAUGAUCAAUGAACAGCUACUUAAGGAACUAGAAAUAGCAUAGGGUAAUUCAGCCCCCGUGCCUGACAGCAGAAGCUAAGUUCUGAUCAAUGUUUCAGCCUUUAAGAUCCUUACCAGCGGUGUGGUUUUUCAUACCUUAGAGACCUUAGUCUACUCGCAGUCCAGGAAUUACAUUUUGUGCACAUGGAUGCCAAAUGUUUAAGGUCCCAGAGUGUCCAGCAACCUCAUUUUUAGGACCUGAUAAAGAUGGGGUUGAGUGGGAGGGAGAGACUGAGGCUGGGACAGAUCUUCUUGCUGGCUAGCUCCCGUGGUGCUGAGAGGUGCCAUCCAGGCUGCUCGGGGAGAAUGAUGGCCAAUAGUCUGCUCUAUUUCCCUUGCUGUGAUAAACAAUGUGACCAAAGGCAGCUUGAGCCCCUUACAGCUUACCUAAAUUCAUCAUGGUUCAUCAUGUAGGGAACCCAGGGCAGGAACUCAAGGCAGAGACCUGGAGGCAGGAACUGAAGCAGAGGCCCCAGAGAAAGCCGGUUUACAGCCUUGUUCUCCGUGUCUUGUUCAGCCUGCUUUCCUAUUCCACCAAGGCCACCUGCUCCAGGUUUGCACCACUCACAGUGAACCGUGUGGAGAACUGGACCGACCCAGGACUUUCUCAGAGGCCCUGAUGAAAGAUCAAAGGGGACGUUAGCUCUGUGCCCUUGUCCAGGAACAGACUUGGCAAGGCCAGUCUGAGGCUGGAGACUGUGAUUGGAAGGUGUCAAAGUAGCAGCUUCUGGGAGCCUGAAUUUUCCCCCUAGGCUGUGGUUAUCAGUCCCUAGGCAGCUGUGUCUGAGGUAUAUCCUAUGUUCUCUUUGCCAAUACUGUCUGACUUAGCUCUCUGCUGACCUUGGCUGUCUCCCUACCCCCAUCCCUGCACAAAUAGUAUAUAUGAUGCUAUAUGUUUUUCUUCAAGAUAGGGUUUCUCUGUGUAACAGCUCUGCUGUCCAGGAACUCACUCUGUAGACCAGGCUGGCCUCAAACUCACAGAGAUCCGCCUGCCUCUGCCUCCUGAGUGUUGAGAUUAAAGGUGUGCACCACCACAUCUGACAAUGUUAUACUUCUUAAUAAACUUGCUUGGCAUAA